UUUUUUUUUAACAAAGAAAUGGAAAGAAGUCUAUGGAGUCAUUUACCUCUACUAGUUCGAUCGAACUCCAAGGACUCAGUGGAGUACAUUCUUCAAGCUCUGUGGAGAACUCGGAAGACCGGUCUCGACGCCGCCGACCGCCAUAUCAUUCUCGAAAUGCUUCAGCUACAGAACGACUCCGAUCUCGACCCGCUUUUGGUUUGCCUUCGGAUGUUGAUUCGGAGAUGCGUUUACGAGAACGUAAACAAAGAUGAAAUCCAGAAGCUCUUCCCAGGCGAAGUCUUGCCUGAAUUGCAGCGAUUGUUGACGCUCUUGCUGCAGAAGUUCCAGAGAGAGUGGCGGGAAGAUGCCCUCAAAGACCAGGCUGUUUUGCCUCGUCUGAAGGCGAUGACUUGGGAGAUGGCGAAUCAAGAAGAAGAAUUGACUGACCCUGUUGCUGUUAUCAACUUAAAGCUUCAAAGUGAUACACAAUCUCAAUCGAAAGAGAUGGAAGUGAAGUUCCAAUUGGCCAAAGACACUCUAGGGACAAUGCUCAAGUCCAUGUACACUGUAAGAGACCAAUUGUGUAAUGUGGGGGAAACUGAAACAUCAAAUGGGCAUUUUUCUCGGGAUGCCAAUAUGGUCUAGUUUGCUUUGGAGAGAAGGUUAUUAAGACUUGUGCGCAAUCUUAUGCAAAGAGAAAAUUGCUUUGGAGUACGUCGCGUUAUUCCUGUUGUCGUUUUAUCUCAUUGUCGUAGCUGGCAUAUUAGUUUCAUUUAUUCGAUUGAUCCAUUGACAGAGCUUAACAUAUAAUCAACUUCAACAUACCUCUUCCCUCUA
Molecule: messenger RNA, 819 nt
Organism: Morus notabilis
Lineage: Eukaryota; Viridiplantae; Streptophyta; Magnoliopsida; Rosales; Moraceae
Exons: 5
Coding region: 19-627 (202 amino acids)
Source: RefSeq, a predicted model, not a curated record